This is a messenger RNA of Peromyscus maniculatus bairdii (prairie deer mouse), 3094 nucleotides long. NCBI's taxonomy places the organism in Eukaryota, Metazoa, Chordata, Mammalia, Rodentia, Cricetidae. The record is from RefSeq and is a predicted model, not a curated record.
CGAGAAGAGAGGAGGGGAGGCCUCCUCCGCCGCCGCCAUCUUGGACCGGGCCCGUUCAGCUUCCGUGGAGCCGUCGGCAGCCGCCGCCGGGCCUUCCCUUGAGCCCCGAAUCCCCUACUCGGUCGUCUAGAACAACCCCGGGCCCACUUCCUCUAUCAACAACCCAACCCCACUUCCGGCUCUUGCGCCCUCUUAUCGCGAUAGCGCCCGGGCUUGGGGCGCGAGGAAAGAGGAAAAAAAAAAAAAAAAAAAAGGCGGCUGGCGGGCGCUCGCCUCCGUCUCCCCCUCCUCGCCUGUCGCGAUACGCUCCGCAGCGGCGGCGCCAGCUCCUGCGGGGGAAGCCUCUUUGGAAGAGAUGGAUCUGGUGGAGGAAAAGUCCCCAAGACCCGAGGGUGCAGCUCCCGUUCGUCCAUUUCCAAGAGAGUAUGAAGAGAGUUCGUCUGUAGGGCAGGGAAGAUGGCGGACAAGCGCAAACUCCAAGGUGAGAUUGAUCGCUGCCUCAAGAAGGUGUCCGAAGGUGUGGAGCAGUUUGAAGAUAUUUGGCAAAAGAUGUCCCAGCCCCAGCCGAGGAAGAAAGAGACUGGACCUUUUCUGCUAUGGCGAGUUCUGGGCAGCCACCCUCACAUUGACUGCUGAAUUCUUCAUCCCUCAGCUCCACAAUGCAGCCAACGCGAACCAGAAAGAAAAGUAUGAGGCUGACCUAAAGAAGGAGAUUAAGAAGCUACAACGGCUGAGGGACCAGAUCAAGACAUGGGUGGCAUCCAACGAGAUCAAGGACAAAAGGCAGCUUAUCGAAAACCGCAAGCUCAUUGAAACGCAAAUGGAACGGUUCAAAGUCGUGGAACGAGAGACCAAAACCAAAGCUUAUAGCAAGGAGGGCCUGGGUCUGGCUCAGAAGGUGGACCCUGCCCAGAAGGAGAAGGAAGAGGUUGGCCAGUGGCUCACGAACACCAUUGACACCCUAAAUAUGCAGGUGGACCAGUUUGAGAGUGAGGUGGAGUCACUGUCGGUACAGACACGCAAGAAGAAGGGCGACAAGGAUCAGAAGCAGGACCGGAUUGAGGGCUUGAAGCGGCACAUCGAGAAGCACCGCUACCAUGUGCGCAUGCUGGAGACCAUCCUGCGCAUGCUGGACAAUGACUCCAUCCUGGUCGACGCCAUCCGAAAGAUCAAGGAUGACGUGGAGUACUACGUUGACUCGUCCCAGGACCCCGACUUUGAAGAGAACGAAUUCCUCUAUGACGACCUGGACCUCGAGGACAUUCCACAGGCGCUGGUCGCCACCUCCCCCCCCAGCCACAGCCACAUGGAGGAUGAGAUCUUCAACCAGUCCAGCAGCACGCCCACCUCAACAACUUCCAGCUCUCCCAUCCCACCCAGCCCAGCUAACUGCACUACGGAAAACUCUGAAGAUGAUAAGAAGAGAGGCCGCUCGACAGAUAGUGAAGUCAGCCAGUCUCCAGCCAAAAACGGCUCCAAGCCUGUCCACAGCAACCAGCACCCCCAGUCCCCAGCUGUGCCGCCCACCUACUCCUCUGGCCCCCCACCUGCCACUUCUGCCUUGAGCUCCGCCCCUGGCAACAAUGGGGCCUCUACCCUAGCAGCACCUCCAAGUGCCCUGGGCCCCAAGGCCAGUCCGGCUCCCAGCCACAACUCGGGUACUCCUGCCCCCUAUGCCCAGGCUGUGGCCCCACCCAAUGCCAGCGGGCCCAGCGCUGCCCAGCCCCGGCCUCCCAGUGCCCAGCCGAGCGGCGGGGGAAGCGGUGGUGGCAGCGGAGGGAGCAGCAGCAGCAGCAGCAGUGGCACAGGCGCGGGGGCUGGCAAGCAGAACGGUGCCACCAGCUACAGUUCGGUUGUUGCAGACAGCCCUGCGGAGGUGGCUCUGAGCAGCAGUGGGGGCAGCAGUGCCAGCAGCCAAGCCCUGGGCCCCACUUCAGGCCCUCAUAACCCAGCUCCCAGCACCUCGAAGGAACCCAGUACGGCAGCCCCAGCGGGGGCUGGGAGUGUGGCUUCAGGCUCAGGGAACAACUCAGGGGGACCCAGCCUCUUGGUGCCACUGCCUGUGAAUCCUCCCAGUUCUCCGACACCCAGCUUCAGUGAGGCCAAGGCAGCUGGCCCCCUGCUCAAUGGUCCCCCGCAGUUCAGCACCACCCCGGAGAUAAAGGCCCCUGAACCUCUGAGCUCUCUGAAAUCCAUGGCAGAACGGGCAGCUAUCAGCUCUGGUAUUGAGGACCCUGUGCCAACGUUACACCUAACAGAGCGAGACAUCAUCCUGAGCAGCACAUCAGCACCCCCCACCUCAGCCCAGCCAGCCCUGCAGCUGUCAGAGGUGAACAUACCAUUGUCACUGGGCGUGUGUCCCCUGGGGCCGGUGUCCCUCACCAAGGAGCAGCUUUACCAGCAAGCCAUGGAAGAGGCCGCCUGGCACCACAUGCCCCACCCCUCUGACUCUGAGCGCAUUCGGCAGUACCUCCCCCGGAACCCUUGCCCGACACCCCCCUACCACCACCAGAUGCCACCCCCACACUCGGACACAGUGGAGUUCUACCAGCGCCUGUCAACUGAGACACUCUUCUUCAUCUUCUACUAUCUGGAGGGAACCAAGGCACAGUAUUUGGCAGCCAAGGCCCUAAAGAAGCAGUCCUGGCGAUUCCACACCAAGUACAUGAUGUGGUUCCAGAGGCACGAGGAGCCCAAGACCAUCACAGAUGAGUUUGAGCAGGGCACCUACAUCUACUUUGACUACGAGAAGUGGGGCCAGCGGAAGAAGGAAGGCUUCACCUUUGAGUACCGCUACCUGGAGGACCGGGACCUCCAGUGACACCGGCCCCCUCUACCUGACCCCUCCCCCGCAUGCUGAUCCCCCUGCCCAGGUGAGGGCCCUGCCCUGGAAGACUGGGGGAGGCCCAAGGCCAUGAGGCACCCUCCCCCCCAGGAAGCAGGGAAAGGGCAGGGAGGCUUUCUCCUCCUCUCUGCCCUACCCUGGGGGCCUGGGGGCGAGGGCUGCCCCUUCCUCCCCUCCCCAGUGAGGGACAUUUUUUGGUAAACCUAUUUUCAUUUUGGAAAAUAUUUAUGAAUAAAUAGUUUUAUAUGA